AGUGAUAAAAGUUGUCGAUUUUGCUUGUAAUGUAAGCAAUAUAUAACCUAAGUUCUGACUUUAGUCAGUACCUUUAGAACGUAAACUAAACUUAUUCGUUAAAUACUCAAAGGAGAUCAGUAAAUACAAAAAUGCCCGAUCAUUUAGGAGAAGAUAUGCGAAAAGUGAAAAGCGACGAAGAUAAAGAAGAGAAAGAAAUAAAAUCACUGGAUGAAGGAGAUAUUGCUUUACUUAAAACUUAUGGGCAAGGACAGUAUACUAAAAGUAUUAAAACCGUCGAAGAGGACAUACAAACGAUAAUAAAACGUGUUAAUGAAUUGACAGGAAUCAAAGAAUCUGAUACUGGUUUAGCACCACCAGCUCUUUGGGAUUUAGCUGCAGACAAACAAACCUUACAAAAUGAACAGCCUUUACAAGUGGCUCGUUGUACUAAAAUAAUUAAUGCGGAUUCUGAGGAUCCAAAGUAUAUUAUAAAUGUAAAACAAUUUGCAAAGUUCGUAGUAGAUUUAGCAGAUUCAGUUGCUCCAACUGAUAUUGAAGAGGGUAUGAGAGUAGGGGUGGAUCGUAACAAAUAUCAGAUUCAUAUCCCAUUACCUCCAAAAAUUGAUCCAACUGUAACAAUGAUGCAAGUAGAAGAGAAGCCUGAUGUUACGUAUAGCGACGUCGGUGGUUGCAAGGAACAAAUUGAGAAGCUAAGAGAAGUCGUUGAAACGCCUCUCCUUCAUCCAGAAAAAUUCGUUAAUUUGGGCAUUGAGCCACCUAAAGGUGUACUGUUGUUUGGUCCACCAGGCACAGGUAAAACCUUGUGUGCUAGAGCUGUAGCAAAUAGAACGGAUGCUUGUUUCAUCCGAGUUAUUGGUUCCGAAUUAGUUCAAAAAUACGUUGGUGAGGGUGCGCGUAUGGUAAGAGAAUUGUUUGAAAUGGCACGUAGCAAAAAGGCAUGUUUAAUAUUUUUCGAUGAAAUCGACGCCAUUGGAGGAGCUCGUUUCGACGAUGGAGCCGGUGGUGAUAACGAAGUACAACGUACCAUGUUGGAGCUUAUAAAUCAAUUAGACGGUUUCGAUCCAAGGGGUAAUAUCAAGGUUUUGAUGGCAACGAAUAGACCGGAUACACUGGAUCCAGCGUUAAUGAGACCAGGACGUUUGGACAGGAAAGUAGAAUUCGGUCUACCGGACUUGGAAGGACGAACACAUAUUUUCAAAAUUCACGCACGGUCGAUGAGCGUCGAAAGAGAUAUUAGAUUCGAACUUCUUGCUCGUCUGUGUCCUAACAGUACAGGUGCCGAAAUUCGUUCGGUUUGCACCGAAGCUGGUAUGUUCGCGAUUCGUGCACGUCGUAAAGUAGCGACGGAAAAAGAUUUUCUAGAAGCAGUGAACAAAGUAAUUAAAUCGUACGCUAAAUUCUCUGCAACUCCCAAAUAUAUGACUUACAACUAAGCUUGUUAUAAACUUCAGUAAUUGGUUCCGAAAUAAAUAUUUAUAUAAAUGCCAUAUCAUUGUAUUGCUGGUUGAUAAAAUAAUAAAUUGAAACAUCA
This is a messenger RNA of Osmia lignaria (orchard mason bee), 1534 nucleotides long. RefSeq names its product 26S proteasome regulatory subunit Rpt1 (gene Rpt1). NCBI's taxonomy places the organism in Eukaryota, Metazoa, Arthropoda, Insecta, Hymenoptera, Megachilidae. Gene Ontology annotation, molecular function: ATP hydrolysis activity; ATP binding. The record is from RefSeq and is a predicted model, not a curated record.